UCCAUCCUCUCUCUGUGUAUAGGCUGCUAUGUCUCUGCAGGAGGACAGCAGCAGGGUCCUGGUCCUCAAUGUCUCCACAGCUGGAGAGCAGCAUCACCAGUACAACAUCUGGCUCCCUGGUAUCUCCAUCGUUGCUGUCUAUGGGAUCAUCAUCAUCGUGGGUCUGGUGGGAAAUGUCACGUUGGUGAGGACGUGUCUGCUGGUGAAGUCCAUGAGGACGGUGCCCAACCUGUUCCUGUCCUCUCUGGCUGUGGGCGACUCGCUGCUGCUGCUGACCUGCGCUCCGGUGGACGCCAGCAGGUACCUGGUGGACCAGUGGCUCUUCGGCCGCGUUGGAUGCAAACUGAUCCCCUUCAUCCAGCUCACCUCGGUGGGAGUCUCCGUGUUCACCCUCACUGCUCUCUCCGCUGACAGGUACAGAGCGAUAGUCAGACCUCUGGACAUCCACAGGUCAAGCGCUACACUCAGUGUCUGUUGUCGAGCGGGUGCCAUCUGGCUGCUCUCUGUGACUCUGGCGAUUCCUGAGGCCGUCUUCUCCGACCUGCACACCUUCACCACCAGCCACACCAAUGAGACCUUUGUGACCUGUGCGCCCUACCCCCACGCCGGGGAUCUGCACCCGAAAAUCCACUCCACCGCCUCCUUCCUCAUCUUCUACAUCAUCCCGCUCUUCAUCAUAUCUGUUUACUACUGCUUCAUCGCUCGCAGUCUGAUCAGGAGCUCUGUGGACAUCCCUGCUGAAGGACACCUGCACCUCCAGAAACAGAUCAAGUCCAGAAAGCGUCUGGCCAAAACAGUGCUAGUGUUUGUCAGCUUGUUUGCCGUCUGCUGGCUGCCCAGUCAUGUGAUCUACCUGUACCGCUCCUACCACUACGACCAGGUGGACACCUCGCUGGGCCACUUCAUCGCCAGCGUGUGCGCUCGUGUUUUGGCCUUCACCAACUCCUGUGUGAACCCAUUCGCCCUCUACCUGAUGAGCAAAAGCUUCAGCAAACACUUCAACAAGCAGCUCCUGUGCUGCACUUCUCCCAGACGCUUGUACAGUCAGAGCAGUGGGAGCACAAAUGUAACCACCGUCUGAAAACAUCUGUGUUUUCAUAAACUUCAUAACAACCUGUGCUUCAGCAGGACAGGAGGUAUGUUGAUCGUCUUCUUACCUCUGAUUUAGCCAACUUCAGUGUGAUGAAUGAACACAGUUACAAUCAUUUGGCCUUGUCAAGUCAUUUCUUAUUCAUUUUAAUUUUCACUUCUCAUUUACCUUUUUUUUUUACAAAACACCUAGAAAUAAUGUAAAGUGUUUAGCUGUCAACUAUCCAGUGGAAUCCACAGAAAUAUGUAGCCGUUCUCACUCCCAGGGCGUCAAAUACCGACGCUUUGUCACAGCCGUCGGCCUCCAAUACUUCGAUGGGUCCAACAAACAUAAGGCUUGAUCCAGGAGUCCACUGUUCGUGUUCCAUGUGUUUCACUUUCACGUUACAAUCCGCUGUUCGUUCAUGUCCUGUGUUCACGUCAAGUCACAUUUUUACUGCACAAACAUAGUCAUUUUAAGCUCAUCCAUGAUGUUUUUUCCUAAACCUAACUAAGUGGUUUUGUUGCCUAAAGCUAAGCAAGUGUUUUUGUUUAAUUCAAAAUGAUAAGCAUGUGUUUAGUGCGAAGGACAAAGUGACGCAGAGGGGUCUGACAAAGCAUCAGUAUGGGACGAAUUGGGAUGAGAACGCGUUGCAAUAAGAGGUGAUUCUUUGAUAGUUGGUAAGUUUUCUCUGUUUGUAUCUCUGAUGAAAAUGAAACUCAAUAUGAUCGUGUAAAAAAAAGAUAGAUUCGAUCAAUCAUUUAUAGUGGAAACCAUGCAUGAAAGGCCAGACAUCAGCUUUAUUGUGCUUGUUUCUAUCUGCACAGUGCCAUUAUUAAAAAAGAUGACGACUGCUGGAGAUAAAGCAGAAGGUCCCUCUGACAUUUGAGGGAUCAAUGGUUGUAAAAUAUUCUGAACAUCCGCUGCUCUGUAUAGUAGAGAAGUUUUAUUGGCCACUCACAACUGUUUGUCAAAUGUUAGGUUACUAGAAUUGUCAAAUGCCAUUGUGUAGAGAUGUUUUUGUUACAUUUUAUGUGUUAGUUAAUGGUGUGUUGGUUGGCUGUAGCCCCCUCUGUAUAGUGAAAUUUCAACAGCCAUUUGUUAUUUUUAUUUUUUUUAAUUUAGCUUUAUGUUGAUGUGUAAUACUGUACAUGAACUUAAAGUAACCAGGUGACAAUACUAACAUGCUGAUAUCGAUGAGUCUUGUUUCUUGAUAAAUUACUUGUAAUAUAUUGGUGAUAAAAGUUUAACAGUGUAGUUACAUCGUGUGACAAUUAUAUAUAUAUAUAUAAUCAUGUGUA
This is a messenger RNA of Sebastes umbrosus (honeycomb rockfish), 2370 nucleotides long. Its product is annotated as gastrin-releasing peptide receptor-like. Gene Ontology annotation, molecular function: G protein-coupled peptide receptor activity. Gene Ontology annotation, biological process: G protein-coupled receptor signaling pathway. Lineage: Eukaryota; Metazoa; Chordata; Actinopteri; Perciformes; Sebastidae. Gene Ontology annotation, cellular component: membrane. Bases 29 to 1081 code for a protein of 350 amino acids. The record is from RefSeq and is a predicted model, not a curated record. The transcript is spliced from 3 exons.